Messenger RNA from Varanus komodoensis (Komodo dragon), 828 nucleotides. RefSeq names its product 5', 3'-nucleotidase, cytosolic (gene NT5C). The transcript is spliced from 5 exons. The record is from RefSeq and is a predicted model, not a curated record. Gene Ontology annotation, molecular function: 5'-nucleotidase activity. Gene Ontology annotation, biological process: pyrimidine deoxyribonucleotide catabolic process. The coding region runs from base 44 to 640 and encodes 198 amino acids. NCBI's taxonomy places the organism in Eukaryota, Metazoa, Chordata, Lepidosauria, Squamata, Varanidae.
GCCGCUCAGCGCUGCGCCUCCGCCCUGCGGCCGCCGGGGAGGCAUGGCGCCGCUGCGCGUGCUGGUGGACAUGGACGGCGUCCUGGCCGACUUCGAGGGCGCGCUGCUGCGGGGCUUCCUCGCCGCCUAUCCCGGGGAGCCGCACAUCGAGCUGGCGCAGCGGAGGGGCUUCUCGGCGCUGGAGCAAUACCGCUGCCUGCGGGAGGACCUGGCGAUUAAGUUAGCCAGCGUAUAUGAGUCACCAGGCUUCUUUCUGGAUUUGGAUCCCAUUCCUGGAGCUAUCGAAGCAAUGCAAGAAAUGAUCCAAAUGCCCAACACCGAGGUUUUUAUUUGCACAAGCCCUCUACGGAGAUAUGAAUUCUGCAUUCCAGAGAAGUACAGCUGGGUUGCAAAACACUUGGGUCCCAAAUUUGUGGAGCGACUAAUCCUGACCAGAGAUAAAACAGUUGUGUCAGCGGAUCUGCUUUUUGAUGACAAAGACAGUAUUAAAGGGGUGGAGUCUAAUCCAAGCUGGGAGCACAUCCUGUUCUCUUGUUGCCAUAACAGGCAUCUAAUGCUGCAGCCCCCACAAAGGAGACUGGAGUCCUGGACUGACGAGUGGAAGGCAAUACUGGAGAGCAAACGCUCCAAGAAUGUCUAAAGAGAGGGGCACAUCCUUUCUCUGCCAGUUGAAGAACACGAGACUGCAGCUGAUAAGGAGGCCCCACAGCAAGGAAGAACAGACUCAGACGGCUGCCCUAGGUAGGGAAAGAGGUUCUGUUUGUUCCUCUGAGUUAAGCAACUGAGUAUUAUGCUUGCACUGUUCAAGUUAUUAAAAUGUUAAAUCCC